Messenger RNA from Coregonus sp. 'balchen', 5652 nucleotides. The record is from the annotation of a GenBank genome assembly. Lineage: Eukaryota; Metazoa; Chordata; Actinopteri; Salmoniformes; Salmonidae.
CAGUUAAUUUAUAGGAUGUCACCGCUACUGACGCUCGCGCUAGGAAUAUUUGUCUGUCUGCCUCUGCUGGAGUUUGGGGCAGGGGCGCCACUGUCUCUCAGUGGCACAGUGAGAACACCAUGGAAUAUGACAGACAGGAUAUCAAAUGGAAGCCGACAAGAGGGAUCGACAUCUGAACAUUUAGAUGAGGCUUUUGAAGAGCAGGUGAGAACAUUGUGGAAGACAGCCUAUGCCAGUUUGUAUUGUCUCCAGGCCUCUGAAAUAUCUGAAUUUGGCCUCAAUAUAUCAGUGUUACAACAAUUCACUUUACAGCAAUAUUAUGAAGAUUAUGUAAUUUAGCGUUGAUAAGUUCAACAACACUAAAUCUAUUUUGUGCAUUGGUAAAAAUAUAAAGUAGCCUAGCUAUUCUAAUAGUUUAAUAAUUUCAGUAUUAUUACCACUGAUGAUUAUCGCACUUGCCAAUCAUUUCAGCUGUCCAUUUACUCUUGUCAAUACCUGUCUUUUUUUCCAGGUCUUCUACUUGCAGCGUCUGUUCCAUCAUUAUGGAGACAACGGGACCCUGUCCUAUAAGGGCCUGCAGAAGUUAUUGGGUAGCCUGGGACUAGGGCAGGUCAGUGUGUUGGAGAUCAGCCACCGAGGGUCGAGGCACAACGUUAACACUCUGACACCACCUCCCCCUCCAAAUACACAAUCUCAUGAUCAUGACGAUCAGGAAACAGACACCCCCAGUCCAAGGAGGCCUAUUCAACCAUCCCCCUCUGCAAACGCAGCCAGGUCAGAGACAGAUAUUACAACUGAUUUGGUCCCAUGAUUGUUAGAUAUACAGCCGCUUUUGAAGUACUGAAGUUUCAUCAUCAGGUUAUGAAUAGUUAGUUACGCAAUGUCACCUGAAUAAACUGUGCUGCCUCUUCUUAACCCCCUCUGAAAGAACCCCACACCCUGGGAUAUCGGGGUCUGCUGGAUCUAGGUCUAAAGAGGGCAACACAUUAUCCUCUGAUCACAUGACUAAGGAAGAGGUCCUUCCGUGGUCAUCCCCUAUUGCACACACUAUUCCUGUCCAAGGAAUGUUUGACUCCCUUGUGUCAAAUUACCCCACUCAGAGGCAUCUUCAUGGGAACGUGAGUAGUUAAUAAAAGACAAUUGAUCUGGUUAAUGUUUUGUGCCAAACGCACAAAGUUUACAAUUCAAUUCUGCUUACUGUUCUUGGCAAAAUGUUAUCCUCUCAGGUUUUUAUUUGACAUUGUUAUUUAAAGGGAGUUAAUGAGAAAAUCCACUAUUAAAACAUUCCCCUUAUAUAAACAGUUUCUGUGGACAUUGAAUACUUUUAACCCUUUCCUUUUCAGUGUCUGAACGUUACUCAGCUCUUGUGGAAUUUCGGUCUGGGAAAGGCAUCCCACAUCACUCCUGCCCACUUCACCCUCUUGUGUCCAGCUCUGCUGUACCAGAUUGAGAGUGGCGUGUGUCUACGCCACCCAGAGACUGAUGGGGCAGAGUCAGAAAGGAGUGUGACUUUCCUCAAAGGUGCAUUUAUGAAACUACAGUGGGGGAAAAAAGUAUUUAGUCAGCCACCAAUUGUGCAUGUUCUCCCACUUAAAAAAAUGAGAGAGGCCUGUAAUUUUCAUCAUAGGUACACGUCAACUAUGACAGACAAAUUGAGGAAAAAAAUCCAGAAAAUCACAUUGUAGGAUUUUUAAUGAAUUUAUUUGCAAAUUAUGGUGGAAAAUAAGUAUUUGGUCAAUAACAAAAGUUUCUCAAUACUUUGUUAUUUACCCUUUGUUGGCAAUGACACACAGGUCAAACGUUUUCUGUAAGUCUUCACAAGGUUUUCACACACUGUUGCUGGUAUUUUGGCCCAUUCCUCCAUGCAGAUCUCCUCUAGAGCAGUGAUGUUUUGGGGCUGUCGCUGGGCAACACGGACUUUCAACUCCCUCCAAAGAUGUUCUAUGGGGUUGAGAUCUGGAGACUGGCUAGGCCACUCCAGGACCUUGAAAUGCUUCUUCGUUGCCCGGGCGGUGUGUUUGGGAUCAUUGUCAUGCUGAAAGACCCAGCCACGUUUCAUCUUCAAUGCCCUUGCUGAUGGAAGGAGGUUUUCACUCAAAAUCUCACGAUACAUGGCCCCAUUCAUUCUUUCCUUUACACGGAUCAGUCGUCCUGGUCCCUUUGCAGAAAAACAUCCCCAAAGCAUGAUGUUUCCACCCCCAUGCUUCACACUAGGUAUGGUGUUCUUUGGAUGCAACUCAGCAUUCUUUGUCCUCCAAACACGACGAGUUGAGUUUUUACCAAAAAGUUCUAUUUUGGUUUCAUCUGACCAUAUGACAUUCUCCCAAUCCUCUUCUGGAUCAUCCAAAUGCACUCUAGCAAACUUCAGACGGGCCUGGACAUGUACUGGCUUAAGCAGGGGGACAUGUCUGGCACUGCAGGAUUUGAGUCCCUGAUGGCGUAGUGUGUUACUGAUGGUAGGCUUUGUUACUUUGGUCCCAGCUCUCUGUAGGUCAUUCACUAGGUCCCCCCGUGUGGUUCUGGGAUUUUUGCUCACCGUUCUUGUGAUCAUUUUGACCCCACGGGUGAGAUCUUGCGUGGAGCCCCAGAUCGAGGGAGAUUAUCAGUGGUCUUGUAUGUCUUCCAUUUCCUUAUAAUUGCUCCCACAGUUGAUUUCUUCAAACCAAGCUGCUUACCUAUUGCAGAUUCAGUCUUCCCAGCCUGGUGCAGGUCUACAAUUUUGUUUCUGGUGUCCUUUGACAGCUCUUUGGUCUUGGCCAUAGUGGAGUUUGGAGUGUGACUGUUUGAGGUUGUGGACAGGUGUCUUUUAUACUGAUAACAAGUUCAAACAGGUGCCAUUAAUACAGGUAACGAGUGGAGGACAGAGGAGCCUCUUAAAGAAGAAGUUACAGGUCUGUGAGAGCCAGAAAUCUUGCUUGUUUGUAGGUGACCAAAUACUUAUUUUCCACCAUAAUUUGCAAAUAAAUUCAUUAAAAAUCCUACAAUGUGAUUUUCUGGAAAAAAAAUUCUCAAUUUGUCUGUCAUAGUUUACGUGUACCUAUGACGAAAAUUACAGGCCUCUCUCAUCUUUUUAAGUGGGAGAAUUUUCACAAUUGGUGGCUGACUAAAUACUUUUUUCCCCCACUGUACAUACCAGCAAUGAGAGGGAAUGAUUUAUCGAUAUAGGAUGUUUCAAAAGGCAAUGUAGCUCUUUACAACUUGGAGCACAGGUGCGUAACUUAACAGUUAGGAUACACUAAGACUUAACAGAACCCUGGAAACUACAAUACCCUAUUGUUUAAGCAGAAUGAAUACAUCAUCAAAAUUAAUAUAAUAUUUUGUUUUUUUUCGCAGCUUUGGGAUGGAGCUCCUUAGCUCUGGCUGUGAUCAGCCUGCCGUCUCUGCUGUCUUUGAGCCUGGUUCCCCUUCUGCCCCCUGCCCGCCUACGCUCCUUCCUCUGCCCAAUGACAGCCUUGGCUGUGGGGACGCUGUGUGGCGAUGCCAUGCUGCAUCUCCUGCCUCACGUAAACACCCUUCCAAACUGUCAAACACUACAUGCAUACCAGUGCUACUGUCUCUGUUUAGUCAUGGAGGGUUAAGUUGUAAAAUCUAGUAGUAAAUGUAAGUCUAAAAUUAAACACGUUGUAUCUGUGUCCUGCAGGCCAAGACUGGGCCACUCUCAAGCCACUCUGAAGAACAGGACUCCAUACUGAAGGGCCUUUGUGUGCUGGGAGGGUGCUACCUCCUCUUCAUCUUUGAGAGCCUUCUAGGACUGAGGACCCAUUAUAAGGUUAGCUGGAUUUAGAGAAUAAAUGGGAGAGUCUGAAGUUGUCACUGUUUUAUGAUACACUGUGCAUAGCAGUCAUUGGGAGAUUCUCAAUUGCAUACUUCUUCGGUCCUCCUCUCUCCUCACCUCCUUCUCAAAACCCAUUGGAUGAGAAAGCCAGAGGUCCCGCCCCUCUGACCUUCUCCAAUGGGUUUUGAAGAGGUUGAGGACGCGAGGUGUAUGCAAUUGAGAUUCUCCCUAAGUCAUAUUAUCUGAUGGAAAAGAGGUUAUAGUUUAGUCUUGUAUUCCUGAUGUAAAUGUUUCACUCACAUGGACUGUUUAAAUUGUUUUUGUCAUCAGAAGGCUAAGAGGAAGAGGAUGCAGCAGAACAUCAGUCUAAAUCCUGACCCAGAGAGGGAGCUUACUGCUCUGCAGAGUGAGUUGGUGGAAUGUAAUACUUAUGUAACUUUAUAAGCGCAUUUAUGUCUGUAUUGGCAAAGUUGAACCGUUGCAUUGUAAAACAUCUUUCUCAUCUCUCCCCUGUUCUUCAGGCCCCACCAUUCCUGAGCAGACACAUCCCUCUGAGCAGCACAGUCAUGGUCAUUCACACGGCCCGCCUGGCCAGGAGCAGGUUGGAAUAGGAAGCUUGGUGUGGAUGGUGGUUAUGGGAGAUGGGGUCCACAAACUUACUGACGGACUGGCCAUUGGUGCAGCAUUCUCUCAGAGUCUGGCUGGAGGUCUCAGCACCACUGUAGCUGUGUUCUGCCAUGAGCUUCCUCAUGAGCUAGGUAGGUAUACACGAACAUCUCACCUUUCUGUGAUGUGCAUGUAAAAACAGAUGGGUGCAACACAUAAAAGCAUUGCACAUCGACAUGUCCUUCAAAAGUUUAAGCCUGGUACUAGAACGUUUCAGGUAGACUUCUGCUCUGUAAUGAGUAUGAGACUAUCAAAUGGAUGCAUUGUGUUGUCUAUCUGUGCAGGUGACCUGGCAGUGCUGCUGGGAGCAGGGUGGCCUGUUCGCAGACUGGUUCUCUUCAGUGCUGUGUCAGCCCUACUGGGCUUCAUGGGCUUGCUAACUGGCUCUGUCCUGGUCCACCAGUCAGCCCACAUCUCCCCCUGGAUCCUCACCCUCACCGCUGGGGUCUUCCUCUAUGUGGCCCUCGCUGACAUGGUGAGUCACUAGUCUACAAUGGAAGGAGUUCCACACUUGUACCCUUUUCACAUUAUCGGGCCAACCUGAACCGCACUGUGCUGGCUUGGAUAUUUCCUUUUCACAUCGUCCUUUCCAGCAUGGUUCCAGCAACUAUAGUGGUUGCGUAACCAGGCCAGCACAGCAUAGUAGUGUGAAAAGGCAUUUUACAGACAAGUCUAUUAAUUUGUUCAGUUUAAUAAUGCUGCAUUUGUCAUAUUUUCUCCUCUUGCUCAAUAGUUGCCCGAGAUGCUUCAUGGUGAUCCUGGCCCGAUGGGACCCUGGACUCGCUUCCUGCUACAGAACCUAGGCUUGUUGGCAGGGGGUGCGAUCAUGCUGUGUAUCGCUCUGUUUGAGGACCAUAUCGCCUUGUAGUCCUCUGUAGCUCAGCUGGUAGAGCACGGCGCUUGUAACGCCAAGGUAGUGGGUUCGAUCCCCGGGACCACCCAUACACAAAAAAAAUUAUGCACGCAUGACUGUAAGUCGCUUUGGAUAAAAGCGUCUGCUAAAUGGCAUAUUAUUAUUAACCUGGGUGACGUCUGAUUCAAUGGGAAGGAUAUGAGUGGAUCAGAUUCUAAAUCACCUGAGGUUCUGAUGGUGAUUGUAAACCACUGGAUUGGAUACUCUUUCAACUGAAGUGCAAAUGGCCAAUACCAAAUGACUUCUUAUCAGAGUAGACUUCGGUCCAGGAGGUAAUUUACAUUACUUUACUACUAAA